AGGUUCCUGGAGGAGCCCGGAGGGAGCGCGGGCGCUGCGGGGGCGCGUCUCUGUUUCGAUGUGGCGGCGGCCCGGGCGCUCACUCGAAGAGCAGCGGGCCCUGCGAGGGGGGCCAUGGGCCGUGGGCUGCUUCUUCCGCUGCUCGCCGCCUCCUGCCUCCUCGCGCACGCGCACCCCUGGGAACCCUGCGGAUACGACCAGGACUACGACGAUUUGACGCGGGGCCUGUUCCCGUCCGUCUUCAACUUGGCGAGCAACGCGGGCAUCACCGUGAACGCCACCUGCGGCGAGACUGGACCCGAGACGUACUGCAAACUCGUCGAACACAUCUACAACAGGGAGCCGCAGUGCGGAGAGUGCGAUGCUUCAAGCCGGCACGCCGACAAAAGGCAUCCGAUCGAGUACGCCAUCGACGGCAGCAACCGUUGGUGGCAGAGCCCGACGCUUCAGAACGGGCGCAAGUACCAGUGGGUCACCAUCACGCUCGAUCUCAAACAGGUGUUCCAAGUGGCGUACAUUAUUCUCAAGACGGCCAAUUCUCCCCGGCCGGGCAACUGGAUCCUGGAACGGUCAAUCGACGGGGUCUUCUACCGGCCGUGGCAGUUUUAUGCCAUCACCGACGCCGAGUGCUGGGAGGCCUAUGGCAUCGCACCCACACCAGGAAAACCCGUCUACAAGACCGACGAUGAAGUCAUCUGCACUUCUUACUACUCGAGCCUCACACCUUUUGAAGACGGAGAGGUCCACACGUCUCUCGUGAAUGGGAGGCCCGGUGCCGAAGAGUUCAGCGAAAAGUUGAUGGAUUUCACGAAGGCGCGCUAUGUACGACUGAGGCUCCAGCGGAUCCGGACGCUGAACGCGGACCUCAUGAGCUUCCAGGUCGGCGAGGCAGACAAGGUGGACAAGUCGGUUACGCGCAGGUACUACUACUCCAUCAAAGACAUCUCGAUUGGUGGACAAUGCGUGUGCUCCGGACACGCCCAGGAGUGCCCGCCAAAGCCCAACGGGGAGCUUCACUGCAAGUGCGAACACAACACCUGUGGCGCGAGCUGUGAGAGGUGCUGCCCCAUGUUCAACCAGCAGCCAUGGAGGAUGGGCACUCAUGGUGACGCGGCGGAAUGUCAAGAAUGCCAGUGCUUUGGACAUGCUACCUCGUGCAUCUAUGAUUCCAACGUGGCGAAAAGCGGAACCAGCCUCAACAUCCAUGGCGAAUACCAUGGCGGCGGAGUCUGCCAAAACUGCUCCCACAACACGGCCGGCAUCAACUGCCAACAGUGCCAGGAAGGCUACUUCCGGCCCCGCGGAGUGCCCAGGGACCACCGGAACCCGUGCCGCAAGUGCUCCUGUUCCGGCCCAGGAGCGACGGGGAAUUGCGUUUCGGACGACUCACACAUCCACGAGGGGCUCUUCCCUGGCGACUGCCUGUGUCGCGAAGGGUUCACGGGCCCCAAGUGCGACCGGUGCCAGCGGGGCUACCGGAACUACCCGCGCUGCGACCGCUGCCCCUGCCACUACGCUGGCACCAUCGACGCAGACCAGUGCGAGGGACCGUGCAAAUGCAAGAAACACGUGGAAGGCGAGCAGUGCGACCAGUGCGCCCACGGCUACUACGACCUGUCCGAGACAAAUCCCGAAGGCUGUUCCUCGUGCUACUGCUUCGGCGUCACCAGCGUUUGCCGCCCCAGCGACUGGGGCGUCGAGACCGUGAAAGAGCCUCAAGGCUGGAUUGUAACGGAUUUGGAAGGCCGCCGAGAGUUCAGGCCGACUCAGGAGCCGGGAAAGCUGACCAUAGCCGACGAUGACGUAGUCCUCAACAUGUACUAUUGGCAAGCACCCGAGAAGUACCUGGGCAACAGGCUGUACUCCUACGGCGGGGACCUGAAAUUCAUGCUGAGUUUCGUGGUGGCUCGAGGAGACACGUCCGGAACAUACGUGGAAGGUUCUGACGUCAUUAUCGAGGGUGACGGCAAGAAGUUGGGCUACAACUGGGGAGUGCGGCCUAGUGCAGACAACGUGAGCAUAGCGCUGCCAUUGCGUGAACACGGCUGGCACGUGCUGGACCGGGACGGCCGACCCCUCCGACCGGCGACCCGGUCAGAGUUCACCUUGGUCCUCAACGACGUCGAGCGUCUUCUGCUGCGUGCCAAGUACCACAGCGACCAGGUCGAAGGAGCGAUGCAUCACGUGGAGCUCCCAUCGGCAUCUAAGGACUCGGGAAGCCUGAGAAAGAUGACCUCCGUGGAGAUGUGCCAGUGUCCAACGGGUUACGCCGGUCUCUCGUGCGAGCUUUGUGCUCCGGGCUACCGGCGCGUGAACGACACGCUCGUCGGUGGCCGCUGUGAGAAGUGCGACUGCAACAACCACGCCGACUCGUGCGACGCCUACACGGGACAAUGCCACGAAUGUCUGCACAACACGACGGGUUCCAAUUGCGGGGAGUGUCUGCCCGGCUUCUACGGCAACGCCGCUUUGGGAUUCCCCGACGACUGCCGUCCCUGCGCCUGCCCUCUGAGCUCGGAGCCGAACCAGUUCUCGUCCGAGUGCCGGACCGUGAUCACCCCGACUGGGGAGAGCGACUACGUGUGCACCGAGUGCCCACCCAACCACGCUGGAAACAAAUGCGAGAGGUGCGCCGACGGCUUCUAUGGCAAUCCCAGCGUGCCCGGGGAACAGUGCCGGCCGUGCCGCUGCGGACCUAACGCCGAUACCUCUGUGCCGGGCUUCUGCGACCACCGGACGGGGCGCUGCCUGCGCUGCCGCGGAAACACAGGCGGCUGGAACUGCCUGGAGUGCCUGGACGGAUUCUUCGGAAACCCUGCCACGGGAGACUGCAGGCCCUGUGACUGCAGCGUGGCGGGAUCCCUGGGACCACAAUGCAACAAGACCACUGGCCAAUGCAACUGCCGACCCAGCUUCGCGGGUCGUACCUGCGACAGAUGCCAGGAUGGUUUCGGGGGAGCCGCGGGUGGCUGCGUGCCGUGUCGCUGCAACCCCCGGGGCUCCUUGUCCGAGAUAUGCGACCCCAUCACGGGCUCCUGUCCGUGCCGACCGGGCGUCUUCGGCACCCUGUGCGACUCCUGCCUCGAGGGACACUACGGCUUCACUGUGGACGGCUGCAAGUGGUGCGGAUGUGACCCCCACGGAUCCCUGGACACCCACUGCGACGAGCGCACGGGGCAGUGUCCCUGCAAGCCCAACGUGGUGGGACGCGCUUGCGACCGGUGCAAGCCCGGCUUCUGGAACCUCGCUUCCCCGAAGGGCUGUGAGCCGUGCGCCUGCAACGUCACGGGCUCGCGCAACGUCCAGUGCGACGACCGCACGGGUCAAUGUCCCUGCAAGCCGGGCGUCGGCGGACUGGCGUGCGACGUCUGCCUCCCGGGACACUACCGGUUCUCUCACCAGGGCUGUAAAGAGUGUGAGCCGUGCGAGGCUCCAGGUCACGUGUGCGACGAGGAGACCGGGCGCUGCGUCUGCCCCAAGAACACGGGCGGACGUCGCUGCGACCGCUGCAACACGGGGGCCUGGGGCUACGACCCCAUCGACGGAUGCAAGUUGUGCGGCUGCAACAAGCUGGGCUCCCUGAGCCCCAACUGCGAGGAACUGACCGGCCAGUGCCAGUGCCUCGAGGGCUUCGAGGGCCAACGCUGCGAUAGGUGCCGCGCGGGCUACUACAACUUCCCCAACUGCAAGCGCUGCGACUGCCACCCGGCGGGCACCGACCCCAAGGCAUGCGUCGGUGGUGUUUGCCAGUGCGACGAGAGGGGACAGUGCCCCUGCAAGGUGAACGUGGUCGGGAGACAGUGCGACCGCUGUCGGGAAGGCGCCUUCUCGCUCGUGGAGAGCAACCCUCGAGGCUGCACCGAGUGCUUCAUGUUCGGUCGCUCGGAACGUUGCAGUCAGGCCAACAUGGUCUGGGGCCAGGUGUCAACACCUCGAAGGGACGUGACAAUGACCGUGGGCGAAGCAGAGCUGGACAGAGUGCAUCACUACAGAGUCAUACCAGGGACGCGGCCAGGCUCAACUCUGCUGCCCGUGCCCUACGUUCUGGACCAGCCGCUCUACUGGUCUUUGCCAGACCAGUUCCUGGGUGACAAGGUUCUAUCGUAUAAUGGGAAGCUCCGCUUCCGGGUGGAGAGCCGUUCCCGGGACGUGUUCCCAGAGGCCCAGCUGCGCCAGUUCCCGCUGGUGUUCCUGCAAGGGAACCACCGCAUAUUGCUCGCCCACCGCCCCAAGGAACCCUCCGAGACGGGCUUCUACUCCGUGCCCCUCCACGAGGACGAGUGGUACCAAGUGGACAACCCGCAUAUCCCGGUGACCCGCGCCAUCCUGAUGGUGGCUCUCCAGAACCUCCAGAAGAUUUUGAUCAGGGCCACGGACGGUCCGGACGUCAAAUUUGCCAGCCUAGAAGACGUCUCCCUGGAGACUGCGGAGCCUCUGUCUCCACACGAGCUGUCGCCGUACUUGGCUUAUGGCAUAGAACAGGGACGGUGCCCCUUCCAGUAUACGGCCUCUUCCUGCCAGGAUCCUGCGGAGGGCUACUACCGCAAGUUCAAGCCGAACUACCUGGACAGCCGGGACAUCCUGGACCUCGUCGGCUUCGCCGAGCCCUGCAACUGCAACAAUCGCACCCGCGAGUGUCACAGGGAGACCGGCGUCUGCAUCAACUGCGGCGGAAACACCGUGGGGGACCACUGCGAACGGUGCGAAGAGGGCUUCUUCGGGACGCCGUCGCGAGGCCCCUGUUUGCCGUGCGCGUGCCCACUUCCUACCAACAGUUUCAGCAGCACCUGCCAGACUCAUGGACCGGACUAUAUCUGCACCGACUGUCAAGAAGGCUACACCGGAAGGCGCUGUGAAAGGUGCGCGGACGGCUUCUUCGGGAACCCUCUGGUCGAAGGAGGGCGCUGCAUGCGGUGUGAGUGCAAUCCUUACGGAGCUCAGGGCCGCCGCUGUGACCCCAUCACGGGCGAGUGCCACUGCCAGCCUGGCAUCCAGGGGCGAGACUGUUCCAUCUGCUCGGCUCGGCACAUCCUCACCGAGUACGGUUGCAAGUCCUGCGAUGACGACUGCACGGGACGCCUGCUCGACGACGUGGAGGAAAUGCUGGCCUUGCUCGACCGCCUCAAUGCGACGGACAUUGUUUCUGCACCCUGGAUUCACCUCUUGGCAAUCCAGGAAACCACCCGCCUCAUGCGUACGGAUCUGGACCGUUAUUUGAACUUGGUGGAGAGCGGAAACCAGGUGUUGUCCAACUUCUCUUUCCACUUCAACCUGGAGACCCAGGCGGACAUCCUGCUGGAGAGGGCCCGUGACACCAGGCGCAACAUGCCCGAUGUGGUCGACGGGGCCUACCAGGUGCUACUCAGGGCCAACGAGCUUCUGGAGCUGAUCAACAAGUACUGGAAGGAGAUCAUUGAUGCCGUCAACCACCUGAAGAGCCACGGCAUCGGGCACGGGGGUGCGGCCAUAAGCAUCGGCCACAUUGUUGAAGAAGCCAAGCGCAUUCUUCGGGAGCUGCAGAAGACAAAGAUGGAGAAGCCCCUGGACGAAGCCCAGAGAGAAAACAGGAAAGCCCACCAGCUUCUGGAACGCGUAAGGAACCUGGUGCUGAACCUGCAAGAAGUCGGAGACCUGUCCGAGCGGUUGGACCGUGUGGAGCGACUGCUGAGCGAGAUGAUACGACGCAUCGAAAACGAAGUGCAGAAGCCUACGGCCAGGGCUCUGAGUCUGCUGGAGGGACAACUGCGCUCCCUGAACGCCAUCCAGAAUCUGAUAGACGGCAGCGUGGGCCAAGCGGAGAAAGCCAAUGCCUCACUUGUGGAAGCACGAGAGUGGUUGAGGAAGGCCAAGGACGCCAUCAUCGAUGCCUCCUUCAAAUUUGACGAGCUCCCCAGGCUUCUUGCGGAGCUGCAAAACGACACCAACGCCUUGGAGGAGCGACGGGGCCUCCUGGACAGGAUCAACCCCGAGUACCGCGAGAAAUACGUCAAGACGUGCCAGCGUCACGCUGCUGAGAUGAUGGCCGAGGUCGGACGCCUGGCCGACCAAUUCAAGAAAACUCAGGAAGUUUCUGAGUACCCGCUAAGGGCUGCCAAGGUUUACCAGAACAUCGAGGACGCUCUCAAGGAUGCCGAAGAAGCUGCGCGCAAAGCAUCAGAAGCCGCUGACCGAGCCUUCGAUGAGGCGUACCCCAGAAACGGAGAGUCACUGAGGCAUAAGGCGGCCGCAGCUAGAGAGCGCAGCGAAGAUCUUCUUCAGCAAGCCAAGCAGCUCCGAGAUGACGACAUCCCAGAGUUGCAGUAUUCCAUGCGAGCCAAGAAGAACAUGCUGAAAGCCCUGGAAAACGACAUUGGGGACGGGGUCCGUGCUGUGGCCGCCAUCAACAGGGAACUAGACAAGCUGCCCCAUGACCUGUCGGGUCCUCUUGAAGAGGCACUGCAGCAAGCCAGGGGCGCCUACGGCAAGCAGGAGACGGCCAACGUUCGCAUUGACGGCGUCCUAGGCCUACUGGCCGGAAUGCACGCCCAGAUCGGCACUCUGCAGACGGGCUCGGCAGAAGGGCUGGAUAACCUGACACGCCUCAUUGACGACGCUCAACGGGGCAUAAAGCGAGCAGACCAGUUGGCCACUCGCUCGGAGCAAUCAGCUGCAAGAGCACGCAAGACUCACAACCAGCUGCAGUUGAACCUGGAGGAACUGCGUGACAAAGUCCUGCUGGCCAGGCAACGGGCUUCCAGCAUAAGGGUGUCUCUUAGCGCCGACCAAGAGGGCGAGUGUUCCCGCUCUUUCCGACCCGAGAUUGAAUCAACCACAACAAACAGCAUUGUCCUCAACUAUGCCAUCAAGGAAGAAGAUCAAAACAGCCUACUUUUCUUUAUUGCCAACUCUAAAGGAAAGGAUGACUUUAUGGCCAUUGAGAUGGUCAAUAGGAAAAUCAAGUUUUCUUGGAACGCCGGCGGAGGCACCCACAGCAUCACCCACAAUAUGGUCAUUGAAACCAACGAGAGGCAGCUGGAGCGAGACUCUCGCUGGUACAAGGUGGAAGUGUUCAGGGUGGGGAACGUAGCGACGCUUAGCGUCAAGCGCAAGCCCGACGGUGCACGUGACGACCCCGAGGAGAUCACAGGUGCCGCUCCAGCUGGCUUUGGAAAGAUGGACCUUGAUGCCAGUUCGCACCUGUACGUCGGGCGCAUCCCGGAUGACAUUCCGGCUGCCCGCGAACUGACGGCCACGACGUUUGUGGGAUGUCUGCACGAGGUAAUUCUGGACGGAAAACAAGUCGGUCUCUGGAACUUCCUCACGAACGAUGGUUGUGAUGGCUGCAAGUCUGGCCCUACCGAAGACGUGGAUCCAAGUUCAUACAACUUCAAGGGUGAGGGCUAUUCCAUAUUGCCCCAGAUCCGCAGGUACGACAAGCACAACUACGACGUGUCCAUGCUCAUCAAGACCUUCGAUGAAGAUGCACUUCUCUUCCUGUGUCCUAACCAUGUGACCGGUGACUUCAUGUCGCUGGGACUGCGCGGCGGCUACGUCGUGUUUCAGUUUAAGCUUGGAUCCAAUGCCCCAAUGGAGCUCCGAAGCAAGCGCAAGUACAACACGGGCAACUGGACGAGGCUGUCUGCCCACCGCAACAAACUCGAAGGGGUACUAUAUGUCGAAGAUGAGCAGGUGCAAGGAGAGCUCCCGCGGCGCACUGUGGGUGAACUUCAGCUGAAGGACAGCAAGCUCUACUUCGGCGCCGUGCCCCCCGAUUUUGAUGGGUCAAGGUUCAGUACUGUGGGCUUCCAGAGUUUCAUUGGCUGCAUGAAGGAUCUACAAGUUGAGACUACACCGCUGGACUUACUCAAAUAUGAAGCGUACGGUGUUGAUCCUGGCUGCUCGGACAGGAAAGUGAAGCUGGUGAGCUUCAAAGGGACAGGCUACUUGGAACUGAAGGGGAAAACCCUGGCCGCUGAGGGCAAUUACGGGUUCACCUUCCAAUCAACUCAAACUGAAGGUCUUCUUAUGAUCUCUACGUUUUCUUCAGUCCAAGGUGCCGACGCGAAGCGGGAUCAUUAUUACUCGGUGGCCCUGAAGGACGGUCACCUUGAGCUUCGUCUGAACGGAGGAUCUGGCGAGGUGGCACUGCGCUCGGAGCAGCGGUACAAUGACAACAAGUUCCACACGCUUACAGUUCUGAAGAGGCACCGAAAGGUCCAGGUGAACGUGGACGACACGGAGAUCGGAACUUUGCGCCUUCCCAAAGGGACCCUGGAGGUGGAGGGUCCCCCCCAAGGGGGCCUCUUCUUCGGAGGCAUCCGGAGCGGCAUUGCUAUUGGUGCCCAGGCCGCCACCCGGGAGAGCUUUGUGGGCACCAUUAAGGAUGCCGUCUUCAAUGACGUGUUGCUGGGCUUCAACUCGCCCGUGUCCCACGAGGGGGCGGGCAUUGGCCGACCCCUGCGACGUCCCCGGCCGGCCCCGGUAGAGCACGACCGCAUGGAGGUGCUCACGGAGCAGGAGCAGGACCAGUGCGCGGAUGCUCCGAGCCACGACGUCCAGGAGGGCGCCGUCAAGUUUGGCGACAGCGUGCACAGCUACGUCCGGCUCCACGACGUUGUCCACUUCAAGGCAGACUUCAACCUGAGCCUGGACAUCCGCACCUACUACCCGAACGGCAUCCUAGUCCUGGCACAGAACCCAGGCCACAACCGGCACCUGGCGCUCUUGCUUUCGGGGGGCAGGGUGAAGCUCGAGGUGGCUGAGAGGUCUCCCAAAAAGCUAGUCAGCCACGGAAAUCUCAACAACGGCCAAUGGCACCACGUGCAUCUGAGCAAGGAGGGUUCCAAAAUAAGCCUCGAGGUGGACGACAAGCCGACCCUGAAGCUGCAGGUGCACAAGAGGCUGCCCUUCCGAGGUCCUCUGCACGUCGGAGGCAUCGCCAAGGGCGUGUCCGUCCCUGAAGAACUGAAGAGAGAGAGCUUCAAGGGCUGCAUCCGCAACUUCAACCUCAACGGCCAGAUGGUGGAUCUCGCAAAGGGCGAGUCUCGCGGCAUCGGCGUCUGCUUCGCCACCAUCGAGCCUGGGGCGCUCUUCGAGGGAGACGCAUACGCUGUCUACGGCGAACGCUUCAACGUAAACGACAAACUGGAUGUGCGGCUCGAGUUCCGCACCUGGCGCCUGAACGGGGUCCUCCUCAGUCUGUCCAAGCAGCCGCACGGCACCCCGGCCCUGGCCGUGGAGCUGCACGAGGGCGAGGUCAUCGUCUCGGUGGACCUGGGCCACAACGGCACGGGGCCCUUCCGGGCGCGCAAGAAGUUCUCCUCUAAGCAGGCUAUGUGCGACGGCCAAUGGCACACGCUGGUGGUGCACGUCUCGCGCAGCGAGGUCUCCCUCCGGGUGGACCGGCACCAGGCCGCCUACGGCCUGGCUCCGGCAACGCCGCCAGAGCCACACACGGAGAGUCCACUCUACGUCGGAGGACUGCCCGAGGGCAGCACCAACGGGGCCUUGUUUGGACGAGACAACUUCGUGGGCUGCCUGCGCAACGUCGCCGUCAACGACAAGCGCGUCGAGUGGAUCGACAUGGCUUCGCUCCACAACGUCCUCCCCAACUCUUGCCCAGCCGCUUGAGCAAACUGGGCCAUUUGUCAAACCAAAAGGCCUUGAAGCGCCUAUUGUUUAACUUACAACUGACCACGCACAGUGUACGCGCCCCGCGCAAAUCUUGGGAAGAACAUGGUGACGGAGUUUAUAACAAAGGAAUUGAAGCAUCAUGGUGCCAAGUUCUACCAAGAACCUCUGUGAGACAAGCUACUUGUGCUUUUGAGUAACAGCAAUUUUCAGUCCAUCUUCGAAGUUCAAAGCAUAUGUGUAGGUGCUUAACGUGGAACGAACUACAGUUUACAAAUCACUGCCUCCUAAUAAGGAACUUCAACCUACCAUUUGUCAUGCCAGCAUAUUAAUAGAAUAAUACAACGUUGCCAAUUCAACCUGAAAGGUCAACGUGUUCAUGCCUUGAGCUCAUGAAGCAUUGCUUCGUACAAUAAAUGCAUUAUAAAGUCGAAAGUUUGCAUAAACUUAAA
Ixodes scapularis (black-legged tick) is the source of this 10061-nucleotide messenger RNA. RefSeq names its product laminin subunit alpha-1-like. The record is from RefSeq and is a predicted model, not a curated record. Bases 115 to 9609 code for a protein of 3164 amino acids. Gene Ontology annotation, biological process: regulation of cell adhesion; axon guidance; regulation of embryonic development. Gene Ontology annotation, molecular function: signaling receptor binding; extracellular matrix structural constituent. Gene Ontology annotation, cellular component: basement membrane. The transcript has 62 exons. NCBI's taxonomy places the organism in Eukaryota, Metazoa, Arthropoda, Arachnida, Ixodida, Ixodidae.